AUGGAUCUUUUGUACACCCUCUUGAGUUUCAUUGCCUUUUCUCUUCUGGGUAUCUUCCUACUCUUUUGUUUCAUCACGUUGACCACUAUCCUGGGAAAAUCAAUUGGGGACCCUGAUUAUGCUCCUGUGAAAGGCACAGUGUUCAACCAGCUUUUCUACUUCAACACACUCUAUGACUAUCUAACUGAAAUGGUCAAGACUCAUCCAACUUUCCGGUUACUGGCUCCAGAUCAAAGCGAGGUGUACACUGCAGACCCAAGAAAUGUUGAAUACAUACUGAAAACCAACUUCAAUAAGUACUCCAGAGGCAAGUAUAACCAGGAAAUUUUGACUGAUCUUUUUGGUGAGGGAAUCUUCGCAGUUGAUGGUGACAAGUGGAGGCAGCAAAGGAAGCUCGCAAGCUAUGAAUUCUCCACAAGAGUUCUUAGAGAUUUCAGUUGUUCCGUUUUUAGAAGGAAUUCUGCUAAGUUGGUCAGGGUUAUCUCCGAAUUUUCCCAUCAGGGUCAGGUUUUUGAUAUGCAAGACAUGCUAAUGAGAUGCACUUUAGACUCCAUUUUCAAAGUUGGGUUUGGAACAGAAUUGAACUGCAUGGAGGGAUCAAGCAAAGAGGGAGGUGAAUUCAUGAAAGCCUUUGAUGAAUCAAAUGCUUUGAUUUAUUGGCGCUAUGUUGAUCCUUUCUGGAAGCUCAAGAGGUUUCUUAACAUUGGUUGUGAAGCUACCCUUAAGAGAAACGUGAAAAUAAUAGAUGAUUUUGUGCAUGGAGUAAUCAAUACCAGAAAAGCACAACUUAAGCUUCAGAAAGAAUCUAAUCUUAAAGAAGACAUACUAUCAAGGUUUUUGAUUGAAAGCGAGAAGGACCAAAAAACCAUGACUGAUCAAUAUUUGAGAGACAUAAUUCUGAACUUCAUGAUAGCUGGCAAGGACACAAGUGCAAACACUCUGUCAUGGUUCUUCUACAUGCUCUGCAAGAACCCUCUUGUAGAGGAAAAGAUUGUGCAAGAAGUGAGAGAUGUGACUUGUAGCCAUGAAAGUGAUCCAAGCAUAGAUGAAUUUGUGGCCAAAAUAACAGAUGAUACCCUUGAUAAAAUGCAUUAUCUCCAUGCAGCGUUGACAGAAACCUUGAGACUUUACCCUGCAGUCCCUUCGGAUGGGAGGGCUGCAGAGGAAGCAGAUAUUCUUCCUGAUGGGCACAAACUGAAAAGAGGGGAUGGAGUUUACUAUUUGGCCUAUGCUAUGGGUCGGAUGUGUUCCAUCUGGGGUGAAGAUGCUGAGGAAUUUCGUCCUGAAAGAUGGCUCAACAAUGGGAUUUUCCAACCUCAAUCUCCAUUCAAAUUCAUAGCUUUCCAUGCUGGACCCAGAAUCUGCUUAGGGAAGGAGUUUGCUUACAGACAGAUGAAAAUAGUAGCCAUGGCUCUUCUUCAUUUCUUCAAAUUCAAACUUGCAAAUGGAACACAAAAUGUGACUUAUAAGGUUAUGUUUACUCUUCACAUUGACAAGGGUCUCCCUCUUUCUGCAAUUCCAAGGUCAUGA
Sphenostylis stenocarpa is the source of this 1530-nucleotide messenger RNA. The record is from the annotation of a GenBank genome assembly. Lineage: Eukaryota; Viridiplantae; Streptophyta; Magnoliopsida; Fabales; Fabaceae.